Molecule: messenger RNA, 1375 nt
Organism: Patella vulgata (common limpet)
Lineage: Eukaryota; Metazoa; Mollusca; Gastropoda; Patellidae
Exons: 5
Coding region: 241-1329 (362 amino acids)
Source: RefSeq, a predicted model, not a curated record
GCCACAUUAGUUUCGAAUUUGUUGUGUUCUCCAUAUUCAGGAAUAACUGUUUCAGUAUUUCAAUCUUUUGCUUCUGAAUACAUUUUUCCUGAAAACUUUAACAUAGAUAUUAUUUGUUUAAUGGACAAUACCACCCAAUUUAUGGUUAAAUGUGUGUUAUAAGAUGCCACUCAGCUGUCAGUUAGCUACAAGCCACCAUUCCAGCUGAAAUGUAAGCAUAAUGAACUGACUAAAACUGUUAUGUGGAAAAAGGAUGGAGUUAUCAAGUUCGAAUGUGAACCACCUUACAUGGCCGGACAAUGUGUCGUUAAAGAUGAAACAUUAAAGGAAUUUAAUAUCGAUUCUCUUACAAGAACGUCAUCUUUAAUUGUCACGAGUGAUAAUAUCAAUGAAUGGAAAGAGAAAGGAACAGUAUGGAGUUGCUACCAUGACAAACAAUUUGAUUUUUAUAAUUUCACUAAUACAGUAAGACCUGAUAUCACAAAUGUACUAAUUAAUUCAAACGCGACAGUUGAUAAAAAGAUCAAAUUGACCUGCGAGGUGAACAGUUCUGUACCUUAUACUGUCACCAUUUCUAGUGAACGUCGUGGAGUCUUAUACACGAUCAACAACACCCAGAAUUCUGUUGAAUCAUCAUUUGAACUAACCACAGAAUGUAAUGAUAAUAUAGAUACAUUUACUUGUAUGGCUGAUAAUGGUAAGAGUUAUCCUGUCACAAGAAACUUCGAAAAUAUCAGUGUAAAAUGUGACGUUCGAAUUUUAAAUGCUGAAAUAGUGACGACAGUGAAUGCCAGACUGGGUAGUGAUGUAGUCUUAUCAGUUCCGUAUUCGGGAGAUAAAACGCCAUCUUCUGUAAUGUGGUAUAGACAGACUAAAGAUGGCCUACUAAUCACGUUGGAGAAUUACCGUAUAAAACAAUCAAACGCAUCUCACCACCAUUCAAAACAGUUGAUAAUAUACUCCAUACAACCUCAAGAUGCCGGUCAGUAUAGCGUUGAGUUAUCUUACGAAGAUGUGAAGAAACUUCAAGUUGUAUUUACUGUUAAUAUUGAGUCAGACGAUCAGGACCAGAGUGCACCAUUUGGUGGAUAUGUAGGUGUUGGUAUAGGCGCAGGUGGAACUCUGCUGUUAGAAAUUAUCAUCAUUGUCAUCGCCUGUAUUAUUCACAAAAAAAGAAACGAGGGAGAUGAUUAUCUUGAACCUGAUGUCUCCCAAAUGACACCACCGCCUUCAGCUCUACCACCGGCAUGUAACAGUACUAUAGGAAUUGAUGACGGAAUUGCUGAAUCUGAAUCCGGUUAUUACGAAAAUACUGCACGAUAUAAUUAAGCGCAUUAAAAACAAUUUGCAUGUACAAUAUAAAUUAUGUGUUAAA